This is a messenger RNA of Dermacentor andersoni, 988 nucleotides long. The record is from RefSeq and is a predicted model, not a curated record. Lineage: Eukaryota; Metazoa; Arthropoda; Arachnida; Ixodida; Ixodidae.
ACGGUGCGUAGACGUGUUCGGGCAGCUUCUCCUUGCAAGCAUUAAAAGCAGCCGGCCUCGCGACCGUGCCGCCCAAUCGACGACGGAUAGCCAAUCGUCCCGGUCAGCGCAGAAUCCAGUGCCCGACGUUGUCGUCGGCGAAGAAGAGGAGAAGCAUCCAAGAGCUGUAGCGAGGGCAGUGUAAGUGAACACACCCAGGACCGCCUUUCCCGCCGCCACCAAAAGCAGUGACUUCUGCCCCAGCUGCCGAAAGCGGGACAACACAUAGAGAGAUGGCCCCCGAACGCCGUGUGCCCAUCCAGAAGUCCGACCUCAGCAUCCUGGACAAUGAGUUCAGCUCGAUCCGGGAGCGUUUCGAGGCCGAGAUGCGCAAGAUGGAGGAGGAGAUGUCGCGCUUCCGCUCCCAGCUCAUGGACCACGAGCGUGACUUCUUCUCCAAGAGCUCUGCGCCGCUCCAGGGAUCGGGCCAGCUGCCGCCAGGCAUGGGUGCGGCCAGCAAGACCUGGCUGGACAGCAUGAACUCGCCGCUCAUUCAGGAUGCCGAGGACGGAACCAAGCAGCUCAAGCUGCGCUUCGAUGUCUCCCAGUACGCACCCGAAGAGAUUGUCGUCAAGACCAUCGACAACAGGCUGCAGGUGCAUGCCAAGCACGAGGAGAAGUCUGAGAACCGGUCAGUGUACCGGGAGUACAACCGAGAAUUCCUUCUGCCCAAGGGAACCAACCCCGAGCACAUCAAGUCACAGCUGUCCAAGGACGGUGUGCUCACAAUAGAGGCCCCGCUGCCGGCCCUGGAGGCAGCCAACAAGGAGCGCAACAUCCCCAUCGACAAGAAGCCAUCGGGAGGCAAGAGCAGUGACACGGAGUCCGAGGAGUGAUGGCCGGCCAGGGCUUCUUUUCAAGGCUCUCGACAUUCUGUCUUCUAUUUCUUUCUUUAUUUCCUCAGCGCACGGUGUUGCUAUUUUUUUUUUUUUUUUUCAGCAAGGGCAGU